AUGUCUGAGGUGAGGAAAAGGCCGUCAAACUCGCUAUUGGGAAUAAUCAAGGAGGUUUUCAAUUGGUAUCCAUCGUCUUAUCCGCUCGAGGAGAGGAAGUUGCUGUUCAAACUUGAUGUCUCUAUCUUGGUUUUUGCCUGCCUUUGCUUUUUUGUCAAGUUUCUGGACCAGACCAAUAUCACCAAUGCCUACGUGAGCGGCCUCAAAGAGGACUUCGGUCUGUAUGGGAAUGAACUUAACUACUUCAACAUCUGCUACUACACUGCCUAUGUAGUAUUCCAGGUGCCUGGGAUGCUUCUAAUGUCGCGGCCAACUCUGGCUCGCUGGCUUCUCCCUGGACUCGAAAUUCUCUGGGGAAUCUGCACCUUCGCUCAGAGUCGAGUAACGAAUGUCCACCAGUUGUACGCCCUGCGGUUCCUAGUAGGAAUGUUCGAAGCCCCGGUAUUUGCAGGGACGCACUUCAUCUUAGGUUCAUGGUACUCUGGCCCCGACCUCUUUAAGCGCGCAGGGACCUGGUUCAUCUGUAACCCGCUAGGGACAAUGGUGAGCGGGUAUCUCCAAGCAGCAGCAUACACCAAUCUCUCCGGUGUCGGAGGGAUGCCUGGAUGGCGCUGGUUGUUUAUCAUCGACGGCAUAUUUACCAUCCCUGUGGCACUGAUAGGGUUUGUGAUAUUCCCCGGCAUCCCAGACUCUCCGCCGCCGUUUUUCCUUUCAAAACGGGACAUUGAGAUUGCAAAGGAGAGAAUCAAGAAAGCGAAUAUUCGGAGACCGGGGAGGCUGGGUCUUGAUGUGUUUAAACGGAGUCUGAGAAGGUGGCAUAUCUGGGUAUUCUUGUUUUGUUAUGCAUGCAUGAUCCUCUCCUCCUACCCAAGCUCAUACAUGAGCCUCUGGCUCAAAGACGAGGGAUACUCAGUCACGCAAAUCAACCAGCUGCCCACGGUUAUUCACGCCAUUACAAUAGUUGCCUCAUGGUUAGGGACCACAUUGGCAGCAAUAAAUCCAUCCUGGAUUAUAUACACCCUGAUAUCGCUGAGCUCCUUGUUCUCGACGCUUUGCAUGUGUAUUUGGGAUAUCCCGACAGCGUUAAAGUUCGUAGCCUGGUACUUCUUCGGUGUGUCGGGCUGUGCAAGUCCAAUUUUGUACUCUACAGUCAACACUGUCGUUAAGGAUGAUUCUGAAGAAAGGGCGUUGAUCAUGGGCGCAAUGAUGACAUUCGGCUACUCUUUCCAAAUCUGGGUCCCUUUGCUACUCUUCCCUACGGCUGGUCCAGACGGCGCCCCGCGCUGGCGAAAGGGGUGGCCGGUGACAUUCGUCUUCUACUUCUUCCUCUGGGCUGGGUUUAUCACCGCGAUUGUGCUGCAUAGAAGGGAUAGAAAACGGAAUGGCGUGGCUGGGACGGGCUCGGAGUCGGAGUCUGAUGACGCAGUGCUGAGGAGCCCGGCUCUUGAGGGGGAGACGGAGGUUGUAGUUGAGAAUGCAAAGGCAGGAGAGCAGAAGGGACUAUAG
Molecule: messenger RNA, 1506 nt
Organism: Aspergillus versicolor CBS 583.65
Lineage: Eukaryota; Fungi; Ascomycota; Eurotiomycetes; Eurotiales; Aspergillaceae
Exons: 7
Coding region: 1-1506 (501 amino acids)
Biological process (GO): transmembrane transport
Cellular component (GO): membrane
Molecular function (GO): transmembrane transporter activity
Source: RefSeq, a predicted model, not a curated record